AUGCAACUCAAACUCAUCGCCGCCACCAUUGCCUCCCUGGCACUCACUGGAGCCCUCGCGAUCCCCGAGCCAAUUCCAGGCGCAUUCCCAGGUCCACUGGACGAACCCCAACUCCAACCCCGAGCUGAUCAACAGCAGCAAGCCAAAGACAACGCCAAAGACAACAAGGGCGUAAACGACAACAAGCCCCAAGGCUGGCAGCAAUGGGGCCCAGCUCAACAAUGGGGCCAAGGCCAGACGUACCCAUAUUACAACAACGGCCAGUACAACAACGGCCAAUACUACGCUUCCACCGGUUAUGGUCAGUACAAUGGUCAGUAUUACCCGUACAGCUACAACUACAAUUCCGGCAAUGGCGGGCAGUAUUCUCCGUACUACAACAGCUACUACAAUGGUUACAAUAAUGGCCAGUAUGGAUACUCUGGAUAUGGAUAUGGACAGACUGGUGUUUGUUAUAAUAAUCGCGGUCAGGCUUACCAGUGUUAG
This is a messenger RNA of Pseudocercospora fijiensis CIRAD86, 486 nucleotides long. RefSeq lists its product as uncharacterized. Lineage: Eukaryota; Fungi; Ascomycota; Dothideomycetes; Mycosphaerellales; Mycosphaerellaceae. The coding region runs from base 1 to 486 and encodes 161 amino acids. The transcript has 3 exons. The record is from RefSeq and is a predicted model, not a curated record.